GGGACGUCUGCGCUGCUGGUACUUAUUAGCCGUAUUUCCCCGGUCUUGUGACGUCUCGCCGUCUUGUCGAGAUCCUCGCCGAGUAAAGUGUCUCCAGGUCAGUGCAUCUGAACGCUGUUUGCCAACCGCCAAUAAACAACUAGAGAAGAAGAAAGCAUUGCUGUCCAGUGACAAAACUAACUUUCUUUGUCUCCAGAAAUCCACACUCUUCAUCUCCACCUGACAAUGGCAGCAGUUGGAAACAGAGGAACAGUGACCGAGGCAGCCGGGUUUGACCCAGAGGCAGAUGCCCAGCGACUCAGAGGAGCCAUGAAAGGAGCUGGCACUGAUGAGGCAGCUGUCAUCGAGGUCCUAGCUCACCGUACAAUUGCCCAAAGGCAGCGCAUCAAAGAGGCCUUCAAACAAGCUGUGGGGAAGGACCUGGCCGAUGAGCUGUCUUCAGAGCUGAGUGGGAACUUCAGGAGCGUUGUUUUAGGUCUGCUGAUGUUGGCGCCGGUUUACGAUGCCUACGAGCUGAAAAAUGCAAUGAAGGGGGCUGGAACAGAGGAGGCUGCUCUCAUCGAUAUUCUCGCUUCAAGGUCAAACGCUGAGAUUAGAGCCAUCACUGCUUUCUACAAGAAAGAAUAUGGGAAGAGCUUGGAGGAUGCUGUUUGUGGGGACACAUCUGGCAUGUUUCAGAGGGUUUUGGUGUCUUUACUCACGGCUGGACGAGAUGAAAGUGACAAAGUGGACGAGGCUCAGGCUGUUCAAGAUGCUAAGGAAAUCUACGAGGCGGGGGAGGCUCGAUGGGGUACAGACGAGGUUAAAUUCCUCACGGUGCUUUGUGUAAGGAACAGUAAACAUCUGCUGAGAGUGUUUGAAGAGUAUCAGAAGAUUUCUGGAAAAGAUAUUGAAGAGAGCAUUAAGAGGGAGAUGUCCGGCGAUCUUGAGGACGUCUUUCUGGCCAUAGUGAAAUGCAUCAGGAACAAGCCAGCGUUCUUUGCAGAGAGAUUAUACAAAUCAAUGAAGGGGCUGGGCACUACAGAUACCAUCCUCGUUAGAAUAAUGGUUGCCCGAGCGGAGAUCGACAUGUUGGAUAUCAAAGCUCAGUUCCUGAAGAUGUACGGCAAGACUCUGCACUCCUUUAUCAAGGGAGACACGUCUGGUGACUACCGCAAAAUCCUGCUGGAGCUGUGUGGAGGCGAGUAGAGAGACAUCACAGCAGCUCUGUCUUUACUGCAGCGACCACAUUACCAGAUUGAUUUUCUGUCAACUAAUUCCUGUUUUUUUCCUGUUCUGUUUCUAUGGCCUUCAUAUUUCACUGACCAACAACGGUGCCUUAUUUUACUGUUUGUACUGUAAUACAAAUUAAACCAAAGAGCAGUGACAUUUUA
Messenger RNA from Cheilinus undulatus (humphead wrasse), 1373 nucleotides. It is a transcript of the gene anxa4, whose product is annotated as annexin A4. The record is from RefSeq and is a predicted model, not a curated record. Lineage: Eukaryota; Metazoa; Chordata; Actinopteri; Labriformes; Labridae. Gene Ontology annotation, molecular function: calcium ion binding; calcium-dependent phospholipid binding. Gene Ontology annotation, biological process: negative regulation of coagulation. The coding region runs from base 226 to 1188 and encodes 320 amino acids. The transcript is spliced from 14 exons. Gene Ontology annotation, cellular component: cytoplasm.